Emys orbicularis (European pond turtle) is the source of this 3588-nucleotide messenger RNA. It is a transcript of the gene ATP8B2, whose product is annotated as ATPase phospholipid transporting 8B2. Gene Ontology annotation, biological process: phospholipid translocation; Golgi organization. Gene Ontology annotation, molecular function: ATP binding; ATP hydrolysis activity; ATPase-coupled intramembrane lipid carrier activity. The record is from RefSeq and is a predicted model, not a curated record. Gene Ontology annotation, cellular component: plasma membrane; trans-Golgi network. NCBI's taxonomy places the organism in Eukaryota, Metazoa, Chordata, Testudines, Emydidae.
AUGGAGCUGUGUGCAAAAAAACACCCCCCAGAGGACGAAAGGCGGGUGAAGGCCAACGCCCGAGAGUACAACGAAAAGUUCCAGUAUGCGAGUAACUGUAUCCAGACCUCCAAGUACAAUAUCAUCACCUUCCUGCCCGUCAACCUCUUUGAGCAGUUCCAGGAAGUGGCCAACACCUAUUUCCUCUUUCUCCUCAUCCUGCAGCUGAUCCCCCAGAUCUCCUCGCUCUCCUGGUUCACCACCAUCGUGCCUUUGGUUCUCGUCUUAACUAUCACAGCUGUCAAAGAUGCCACUGACGACUACUUCCGCCACAAGAGCGACAACCAGGUGAACAAUCGCCAAUCUCAGGUGCUGAUCAACGGAACCCUCCAGCAGGAGCAGUGGAUGAACGUGCGCGUCGGAGACAUCAUCAAGCUGGAGAACAACCACUUUGUGGCGGCUGACCUCCUGCUCCUCUCCAGCAGCGAACCCCAUGGGCUGUGCUACAUCGAGACGGCCGAGCUUGACGGAGAGACCAACAUGAAAGUGCGCCAGGCCAUUCCUGUCACCUCGGCGCUGGGGGACAUCAGCAAGCUGGCCCAGUUUGAUGGUGAGGUGAUCUGCGAGCCCCCCAACAACAAACUGGACAAGUUCGGCGGGACCCUGUACUGGAAGGAGAACAAAUACCAGCUGAGCAACCAGAACAUGUUGCUGCGGGGCUGCAUGCUUCGCAACACCGAGUGGUGCUUCGGCCUCGUCAUCUUCGCAGGUCCCGACACCAAGCUGAUGCAGAACAGCGGGCGGACCAAGUUCAAGAGGACAAGCAUCGACCGGCUGAUGAACACGCUGGUGCUCUGGAUCUUCGGGUUCCUGGUCUGCAUGGGGGUAAUCCUGGCCAUCGGCAAUGCCAUCUGGGAGCACGAGGUGGGAGCCUGCUUCCAGAUCUACCUGCCCUGGGACGUGGCGGUGGACAGUGCCUUCUUCUCCGGCUUCCUCUCCUUCUGGUCCUACAUCAUCAUCCUCAACACCGUGGUGCCCAUCUCGCUCUACGUCAGCGUGGAAGUGAUCCGCCUCGGCCACAGCUACUUCAUCAACUGGGACAAGAAGAUGUACUGCGCGCAGCGGCAGACGCCGGCCGAGGCCCGCACCACCACGCUCAACGAGGAGCUGGGCCAGGUGGAGUACAUCUUCUCUGACAAGACCGGCACCCUCACCCAGAACAUCAUGAUCUUCAGCAAGUGCUCCAUCAACGGGCGCAGCUAUGGUGACGUGCUGGACGUGCUCGGGCACAAGGCGCAGCUGGGAGAGAGGACGGAGCCGGUCGACUUCUCCUUCAACCCGCUGGCCGACCCGCGGUUCCGGUUCUGGGACGCCAGCCUGCUGCAGGCCGUGCAGCUCGGCAACGCCCACGUGCACGAGUUCUUCCGCCUGCUCUCGCUCUGCCACACCGUCAUGUCCGAGGAGAGGAGCGAAGGGGAGCUGUACUACAAGGCGCAGUCCCCGGACGAGGGGGCGCUGGUCACGGCCGCCAGGAACUUCAGCUUCGUCUUCCGCUCGCGCACGCCCAAGACAAUCACGGUGCAGGAGCUGGGCCGGGCCGUCACCUACCAGCUGCUGGCCAUCCUGGACUUCAACAACGUCCGCAAGCGCAUGUCCGUCAUCGUGCGCAGCCCCGAGGGCCGGAUCCGCCUGUACUGCAAAGGGGCCGACACCAUCCUCCUGGAGCGGCUGGACCCGGCACACCACGAGCUGCUGAAUGUAACCACCGACCAUCUGAAUGAGUACGCCGGCGAGGGGCUGCGGACGCUGGUGCUGGCCUACAAGGACCUGGAGGACGGGUACUACGAGGAGUGGGCCGAGCAGCUGCUGCGAGCCAGCACGCCCUCCGAGGGCCGCGAGGACCGGCUGGCCCGGCUCUACGAGGAGGUGGAGCGGGACAUGACGCUGCUGGGGGCCACCGCCAUUGAGGACAAACUGCAGCAGGGCGUCCCUGAAACCAUUGCCAUCCUAACGCUGGCCAACAUCAAGAUCUGGGUGCUGACCGGGGACAAGCAAGAGACGGCCGUGAACAUCGGCUACUCCUGCAAGAUGCUGACGGACGACAUGACGGAGGUGUUCAUCGUGACGGGCCACACGGUGCUGGAGGUGCGGGAGGAGCUCAGGAAAGCACGGGAGAAGAUGACGGACUCGUCGCGUUCCAUGGGCAACGGCUUCUCCUGCCAGGAGAAACUCGCCUCUUCCUCGUCAGCAUCCCAGCUCACCUCCGUGCUGGAGGCCAUCGCGGGCGAGUACGCCCUGGUCAUCAACGGGCACAGCCUGGCCCACGCGUUGGAGGCCGACAUGGAGCUGGAGUUCCUGGAGACGGCCUGCGCCUGCAAGGCCGUGAUCUGCUGCCGCGUCACCCCGCUGCAGAAGGCCCAGGUGGUGGAGCUGGUGAAGAAGUACAAGAAGGCCGUGACGCUGGCCAUCGGGGACGGCGCCAAUGACGUCAGCAUGAUCAAGACUGCCCACAUCGGCGUGGGCAUCAGCGGGCAGGAGGGCAUCCAGGCCGUGCUGGCUUCCGACUAUUCCUUCUCCCAGUUCAAGUUCCUGCAGCGCCUCCUGCUGGUGCACGGCCGCUGGUCCUACCUGCGCAUGUGCAAAUUCCUCUGCUACUUCUUCUACAAGAACUUCGCCUUCACCAUGGUCCACUUCUGGUUCGGGUUCUUCUGCGGCUUCUCGGCCCAGACGGUCUAUGACCAGUACUUCAUCACCCUGUACAACAUCGUCUACACCUCGCUGCCCGUGCUCGCCAUGGGGGUGUUCGACCAGGACGUGACGGAGCAGCGCAGCAUGGAGUACCCCAAGCUCUACGAGCCGGGCCAGCUCAACCUGCUCUUCAACAAGCGGGAGUUCUUCAUCUGCAUCGCCCAGGGCAUCUACACCUCCGUCCUCAUGUUCUUCAUCCCCUACGGCGUCUUCGCCGACGCUACCCGCGACGACGGCGCCCAGCUGGCCGACUACCAGUCCUUCGCUGUCACCGUGGCAACCUCCCUGGUGAUCGUGGUCAGCGUGCAGAUUGGGCUGGACACGGGGUUCUGGACGGCCAUCAACCACUUCUUCAUCUGGGGCAGCCUGGCUGUGUACUUCGCCAUCCUCUUCGCCAUGCACAGCGACGGCCUCUUCCAGAUGUUCCCCAACCAGUUCCGCUUCGUGGGUAAUGCCCAGAACACGCUGGCCCAGCCCACGGUCUGGCUCACCAUCACCCUCACCACCGUGGUCUGCAUCAUGCCAGUCGUGGCCUUCCGUUUCCUCAAGCGACUGAAGCCCGAGCUGUCGGACACGGUGCGCUAUACCCAGCUGGUGCGGAAGAAGCAGCGGGCACAGCACCGCUGCAUGCGGCGGGUGGGGCGUGCUGGCUCGCGGCGCUCCGGCUACGCCUUCUCCCACCAGGAGGGCUUCGGCGAGCUCAUCAUGUCGGGCAAGAACAUGCGGCUCAGCUCCCUGGCGCUCUCCAGCUUCGCCGCCCGCUCCAGCUCCAGCUGGAUCGAGACCCUGCGCAAGAAGAAGGGCGGAGACAGCACCGCCAGCAGCCCCAGCGGGGGGGCCGACAAGCCGCUCAAGGUGUGA